This is a messenger RNA of Lytechinus pictus (painted urchin), 6540 nucleotides long. RefSeq lists its product as uncharacterized. Lineage: Eukaryota; Metazoa; Echinodermata; Echinoidea; Temnopleuroida; Toxopneustidae. The coding region runs from base 367 to 954 and encodes 195 amino acids. The record is from RefSeq and is a predicted model, not a curated record. The transcript has 6 exons.
ACCAAACCCCAAAAUAGGAUGCCAUGAAUGGUCAUGGUGGUUUGGAUCAGGAGAAAAGACAUAUUCUUUAUCUUUUAAUUCCAGGUGCAUGAUCACAAGACGUCGUCUUCAUUUGGUAGAGCUGAAAUUGUGGUUGAAGACCAGCAUUUCAAUUAUUUCCAGCUAUAUGACGAGUUGCGUAAACUCACACCAAAGAGCUCACCAUCAGAUAAUCUUGUAAAUGCGCCAUACUUUCUGGGCCAUAAUGGCAAGGCUGUGUUGAAACCAAGCUGCGAGUUAACUGAGGCUUGGCGAGCAUGUGGGCUGCAGGGAGGGGUCUCUACGAGAAGCAUCCGAAAGACAGUUGCCUCAGCGGCACGGGAUGAGAUGUCUGCGGAGUGGCGCAAGAAGGUGGCAACCUUCAUGUGUCAUUCCGUAGAAACUGCCGAGCAUUACUACACGGCAAGAUUUAAGACUUCCCAAAACAUCGAAUGCCGCGAUAAGGUGUGGAGUCUUCUUCUUGGACAGCAGCCAGAAAUGCAGGAGCAGACUGCUCCUGAACAUCCUGUAGAUGUCCAUGUAGAGGUCCAUGCUGGACCAUCAACGAGUCAGACGACCGCCCUAAAAAGUGCAGGCAUGAAGAAGAGGAAGGCCCAGGGAAAUACACAAGCCAACAUCCCCUCUGAGUCUGCUCCUGAGACCUGUGGCCAUGAGGAAGGUCACGAGCUUUCUCAACAAAAGGAAGUAAAAAAGCCAAGAUCCCGCUUCGUACUAACAUCAGUGGAGCUUGAGGACAUGAAGAGGACAAUCAUGGCUGUCAUGAAUCGGACAUGCUCAGUAGUCAAAAAACCAAAAUUCAGGGAUAUAACCAACGAGGCUUAUAAAAUAAUAAUGCCUAGUACGAGAGAUAAGAUUACUAGUCAACAAUUUUAUGACAAGGCCAGAAACUUGGGUCUGCGAGAAGAGAUCUGGUGAAAUGUGACAAGAUCUGCCGCAAGUGUUGGAAGUCAAUGAGCCCACAUCAAGCAUUACGUCUUACCCCCGUUUGGGAACGGACCGCAGAUCAGAUUGCAAACUGCGGUAUUUUACCCCAUUUUGCAUUUGAAAAUCUAAAACAUAAUUUCCAAGCCCUGGGGGUCUUUUCAUAAAGCUGUUCGUAAGUUAAGAGCGACUUUAACAACGACUGGUGAUUAUCGCUAAUGGUUUGUACCAUUUACCGCAAGACAUGAUCACUAAUCGCUCUUAACUUACGAACAGCUUUAUGAAACAUCCGCCUGAUCAACCCCGCUUGGCCAGGUAAUCCCCACAGGCCAGAUUAUGAGCGUUGAGCCAAGAACGAAAUGAUAAACAACAGCUGUGCUAUUACGUAAGUCUUCUCUGCCUGUAGAAGGACCUUCGGAAUUAAAUAAUUGUAUUCGAUAUUUAAUCACGUUUUCAAAGGCAUAUUGUAUUCAGAAAGUUAAUGCUAGCCCAUUUUCAAUUUCGAACGAAGAAAAUCAACCUUGAAAUAAGGAAAGUAAGUGAAUAAAAAAUGGCGACAUGUUUUCCAGGACCGCACUCGGGCUGUUGUGUUAUCUUCGGACCGAGGUAAAGAAAUAGGUGUUUUGAUACUUACAUUGCAUGCUUUGGGCAGUAGGGUUUUCGUACUUGAAGAGAAUUCAUUGAGAAAAUCCGGGGUAUAGUGUUAUCAAAAGGAGGUUUUUCGUCAUGAGUUUGAGAACAUUGAGGCCCGAAUUUUCAAAGGUGGUUUUGAAAACCCACGGUUGAGUCCAUGGUUUAUGCAGAUUUCCUGUUUAAAUUACGCUUAAUUUAGCGCGUAUUGGGCGUGUGUAUAAAAAAUGUUCAAUGCUGAUGCGCGCAUUUGUCACAAUGCGCCAAAUUGACGCCUGUUACCAUGGUUAGAUACGCUAUUUUAUUCAUAAGUCCACUGUUUGAAGAGUGGACUCAUGAAUAAAAUAGCGUAUCUAACCAUGGUAACAGGCGUCAAUUUGGCGCAUUGUGACAAAUGCGCGCAUCAGCAUUGAACAUUUUUUAUACACACGCCCAAUACGCGCUAAAUUAAGCAUAAUUUAAACAGGAAAUCUGCAUAAACCAUGGACUCAACCGUGGGUUUUCAAAACCACCCUUGUGAAUUCGGGCCUGAAGGUUACCGCCCUAUAGAAGUAUACUUAGUGUUUUGUACAUAAAAACCUUUGAUUAUUGCAGUUCCUCUGAUUGUUUUAUUUCACAAACAAGUUAUUUGGAUUGUGAUUGCAUCUGAUUGAUUUCAAAUAGAAGAUUUCCAUUUCUGCAUAUUGCAUUAAUGAGUCACUGAGCAUGAAUGGUUAAAUCCAAGCAAAAUAUUAAUUUUCCCAUAUCCAAGAUGAUGAUUAAAUCAUUGGGAUGCCUUUAUUUUGGUUUAGCUAGAGGUAAGGUUACCAGAUUAUUAUUAGAUACCAGUGGAACCUAUUACAUGUAAAGCCAGAGGUGUCAAGGAAUGAUAUGAUCGUGUACUCUUAUAUUUGCUAUUUUUCAGUUCUUUGAAUACACGCUCGUAUUUUCUGAUGCUUAGAAGAAAAGUAUACAAUGCAAGGUAUUAUACCCAUGAAAAUGAGCAUUUGAUAUACAGGUCAAUUAAAUGGACACCUUAAAAUAUUAUGUGGCCAUGCGUUUUGAGUGAGGCCCAUUUCCAUUACAACUCGAAUUUUCCUCCAAAAUCGCACUGUUUCAUAAAAUUGCAUUUGUUUUCUUAUGUAUGACAUCCUAUACCCAUAAAAGUAUAUAUAUACUUGAAAGGAAAUUAUCUGAGGAAUUCAAAAAUGCAAUCAGAAAAGGCAUACGGUAAUGACAUAAAAAGUUUUAGGUUAAAAUAUGUGGAAAACUGUGAAAAAAAAAUACUUCCCAAUAAAUCUGAGAAUCAGAUAAACUCUACACCCUAUAGGGAAAUAACAUGCAUAUUUCAACUCUUUAGAGUGAGACCUUUCCAGUGAUAUAUAACUUGUUAGGGAUAACUCUACCAAAAUAAUUGGGCACGAUCAUCUGUAUCAAUGUGUAUCAAUGCUUGAUUUACCCCUAAAAUAUUAUGUAGUCUUGCCUUUAGUUGCAUAAAUACACUUGCAAACACUAAGCAGUAUAUUAUAAUAUAUUUACUGUGGUUAUUAUGAUAUUAUGAAUAAAAAAUGAUUUCAUUUGACUCAAAUCGUGGGAUUUGUCACCUCUUGGCUCAAAGACCAAUGGACCACAGGUUGACAAACUGAGAGUCAAGUUUAACAUAUAAAUACAGAAAAAAUGUGAAUGCACAAUGAAAAGUUCUUAUUACUGCUUUAGCUUAUUCAAACUUAGUGUGAACAUAAACAACUAACAUGUUAUAAAUAAAUCUAUACGCCUGGUAAAAAUACUUUAUGUUAUUCUAUAGUGUUAUAUUUUAAAUAUAUCCUCUUAACAUUCUGCAGGACAUGGUCUCUUGGUACUGGGUCAAUUGAAUGUCAAUGCACAAAACACAUUGUAUGGGUACAAUUGCCUCUGUUUAGUGUGAUCUUGUACCAGUUUCAUUCUCAAGUAGUUUGUUUGAUAAUUUGGAAUAAUAUUUUCUGAACACUUUUGUGCCAGCCAAAUAUGUUUAAUAUACUGUUUCACAGACACAGUGUGAUGUAUCAUUAAGAAAAAAGGUAAAUAGCAUCAGAUGAGGGCUUUAUUGCUACAAACAAGUUUUCAUUGAUUAAAAUUGCAUUAAAAGGUGUGUUUGCUUUCUGUUAUGUUGUUUGAUAAUUUGGAAUAAUAUUUUCUGAACACUUUUGUGCCAGCCAAAUAUGUUUAAUAUACUGUUUCACAGACACAGUGUGAUGUAUCAUUAAGAAAAAAGGUAAAUAGCAUCAGAUGAGGGCUUUAUUGCUACAAACAAGUUUUCAUUGAUUAAAAUUGCAUUAAAAGGUGUGUUUGCUUUCUGUUAUGUUACCGGAAUAAUCUGAAGAUUCUGACACAUCAAAGUUAUCACUGUCAGUCUACGCUGUCAAAAUUAAAACCAUGAGGUCAUAAUUAACAAUUGAUUGAUUUAUCUCUGAAGUCUUUAUUAGUUUGUGCUUUCUUUUUGAAAUUUUUGCAGCUUCUAAAUUUUAUUGAAGGUGUAACCCACAACUAUAUUUUUCUCCUCAUUUCCUAUACAUCAGUCACAAUUUCAAUUGUGUUAAUUUCAUGAUUUACAUCAAUUAAUUAUAGUAAUUAGCUUGAUUACGUAUCCUUUAAACUUAAAAGUUCAAAUUUGACCCACUUAUGAUUGAAGAAUAAGCCAGUGAGCUAAUAAUAUAUAGCUCUUACAAUAUUAAGAUUCAACCUUAAAGGGUGCAUGCCUGCUCCAUGUCUCUGUAGAAAUGUGAGUUCUAGUGAACUCCUAUAUGAAAGGCCAUUAAUUGUACUGUCUGAUUUUUAAAUAGUUAUUAAUAAAAGACCCAUCUGCUAGAUGUUAACAGAUUCUGAUUCAGUGCUUGUCCCUCUGACUGUGUGACCUCCCUAUCGAACCCACUUGUCCUAACCAGUGAUGACACGACAUUUGCUUCUGUGACACUUGCUCUGGGCUUUUUUUAGUCUAAGAUAAAGGGUUAGGGUUACAAUAGGGUUUUAUGUUGGGCAUAGUGUUAAAUCCAGGGUUGAAGUUAGUUAUUUGGUUAGUGUGAGGAAUUUAAAGCGGAGCAAUUGUCGCCAGAGUAAAUGUCAUGGAACCAUCGUAAUCGGCCCCAUUUCCACACAAGCAGUACACAUCUCCCCUCCCUCCCCCAUACAUUAUAAAUGUAAAUAUUCUGGGAACUUGUGAUGCAAAUGUCACAUUUCGCAUCUCUUGCAGGCAUGUUUGUGUGUGUGUGUGUUUUUCAUGUGUGUGUGCAUAUUUGUUCUUAAGCUAAGGCCCGUAUCACAGUGGUUAACGAUUGAUCCCUAAUUUCAAAGAAACAAUUCUGAUUGAUUUGAUUUAGCAAUUAAUCGCUAACAUUUGUGUUACAGCGCCCAGGUCUAAUAAUGGAAUAGGGAUAAUUAAAGUUGCCUUAAAGAGAAAGAUAAUCAGAUGUCCAGUUUUUUUAUCGCUUGUUUUAAGAAAAAAAAUCCUAUUGACUAAAAACUUUCUGUAGAUUAACCAUGUAACAUGAAAACUUUCAAAUCGUCAUAAAGUCUACAUCUCUUGUUUUAAAACAUUUGUGAAAUGAUGGGCAUUUCUGACUUUCAGUUGACAAUUACGUCACUUUGGUGUGUAAUUGAGAUUGUUGUAUGUUUGUGUGUUUAGGGGUCUUAGGGUAUGUUUACACAUGUGUUGAUGCAUACAUGUUACUUCAUGGCCGAAUAUUCCCGGGGGGAUGGGGUAUGUGUUUUUGAUACAUCCGCGUCCCUUACCUCAUAAAAGUCACCUAACGAGGAUUUUAGCAAGGGAUAAUUUUACACCCUAUUCAGAGCGGCAAACUCUAAAUCACACAUUUUCACACCCUUAAAGAGGAUUUCUAAUCUAGUAAUUUUUGGGGUAUUCAUUUUUAUGGCAUUUACAGCUUCCCAAAAGCCGACCCCAAAAGAAAAAAAAAGAAAAAAAGGCCAAAUAAAAAUAAUUGAGAAAAGGAACCUCUUUAUAUUCCUUAAAGUGUAAAAAAUAACCAGGAUAAAAUAAAAUCUUUGAAAAGAUGAAAGUUUUGAAACAAUUUUCUUUGACUAGGUCUGGAAUCAAACAGAAAUUUGGCAAGGGGCGAUUUUCCCCACUCAGGCAAAAUUUUCCCGCAUUCCAAUCUCCCUCGCUAUUUUAUAUCCUUUUCGUCAAUGACACACCCCCUCCCCUCCCAGGGUGAAUAUUUAAAUGAAAUACUGCACACAUUCAUUAAAAAUACAAAAAGAAACAUACUAUAGGGUAAAUGUUUAAUCCGGAGUAUUAAUCAAACAAAAUGUACUUUAAUGAACCCAACUAAAAUUGUGUCCCAUACUUCCAUUCACAGUCGAAAAUCUGGCACACACUUCCGUCCAAAUGGUUUAACCAUGGGGGCGCCCUUGUUCCCAUUUUACAUCCUUCAAAACUAUCAUCCAAACAAGGCAUUUGGGGGAGAAUUUGAUCGAAAUUUGUCAUUAAUUUCAUAAUAUAGAUUCUAAAGAUGGAAUUCAAAUCAUUUUAUGACGAAUUUUGUUUAACAUUUGUCCACAAACUUAAUCUGAAAAGGUGGCCCACACUUCCCUACCCAUAGUUUUCGUGUACUUCAGUAAGCAAAAACCACAAAAAACAAAAAAAUAUUGCGACAAAUUUAGAGAGUUUCAGAAACAAGUAGCGCUGAUUCUGGAAGAUAUUUGAUAUAUCUACCCCUUCCAACUAAAUUCUCAACCCUCUAAUAUUAAUUUUCGUUUUCUGAAUGGGUUGAAAUUUGUAAAAUGUGGCCCACACUCCCUAAAAUGUAAUUUCAGGAUUUUCCGUUUUUCUCAUUAAAAUUACGGUUUGGGUAGAAAAAAAGAAUGUAGUAUUCAAGAGUAAUGUAUAAAUUAUCUGUUGAGCAUUUUUUGAAUUUUUCAAAUCGAACAGAAAAUAAAAAUUGAAAUCCAAUUUGUAAGGCUGAAUUACCAUUAUCCGUU